Messenger RNA from Tetranychus urticae (two-spotted spider mite), 1469 nucleotides. Its product is annotated as palmitoyltransferase ZDHHC17-like. Lineage: Eukaryota; Metazoa; Arthropoda; Arachnida; Trombidiformes; Tetranychidae. Gene Ontology annotation, molecular function: palmitoyltransferase activity; protein binding. The record is from RefSeq and is a predicted model, not a curated record.
UCAUUAAAUUGAAUAGAAUAUAGAAUCCUUACUGUCAAGAUAAUAUGGUGAAACAAAAUAUUGUUGAAUUCAAACCAUCGAUUUAGACACAAAUGGUAACGAAAGGUGACAACAAAAGUCUAAUUCCCCGAAUCGAUUGGCAAAACUUGGUCUUUGAAAGAAUCACGUCUGGUGACCUUUUAAAUUGGAUUGAAGAAUAUGGUUCCGAUAUUUUAUUUCAGUUUGAUAGCAAAGGUUAUGCACCCAUUCAUUGGGUUUCAAAAUUUGGUUUACAUGAUAUUACCACAACUCUAUUGGAAAAUGGUGUUUCAGCUUCCACUCCGGCUGAUGUAGUUUGUGGGGCCCAACCAAUUCAUAUAGCAUCUAUGGAGGGUCACACUGAGGUUAUUGAUGUCCUUUUAAGUUAUGGUGCCGACGUAAAUGCUCGAGAUAAGUAUAAAUGUACACCUUUAAUGAGAGCUGUAAUGACUGGUUCUCAUCAUGUCCGCAAUUCCAGAACCAUUUUACAUCUUUUAUGUCGUGGAGCUGAUCCAUAUCUCUUUGACGGAAAUAAAUUCAGUGUGCUUCACUAUGCUACACUGAAGGAGGAUUUAGAGGCUGUCAAUUUAUUCCUAAACAUUGGUGUUAAUCCAAAUUUACGAUCACAAAUUGGCGUCAAAUCUCUCCAUAUAGCUUAUUAUACUGGCAACUAUCAAAUAGUUAAACGUCUAGUUAUCGCUUCCAGUGUUUCACCGUAUGCGAUAUAUUCAUUGCAUCAACGACAAUUUCGAGCAAAUAAAAGUAUAAAGAGUUUAUUAGCAGAUAUUUAUAAUUAUGGAGCUAGUUUCUUCAUGGUCAUUUGGUUCCUCAGUAUUUUGGUUUUUAUGUAUCCUGCUUAUGUUUAUGAUUUGGUACCAAACUCUAUGGAGUAUGUUAAAUUGCAUGUUGUACUGUUGGCAUCAAGUGGACUCGAUUGGGUAUUAUGGUAUGCGACUUGGGCAACCAGGUCUUAUGUUCAGCCUAAUUCACUAGAAUAUAAAAAAGUAUUAGAAGCUAAAUUAGUAUCUGCAUCGAAAUUGAAAGAAGAAAUUAAGAAAAUUAGUGAAUCAAAGUCUAAAGAAAGAAUCAAAUUACCUGGGAUUCCUUAUUUUAGUGUUAAACUUUGCCAUACAUGUAAAAUUAUUCAAGAAAUAGGAACAAAGCAUUGCUCUUAUUGCAAUCGAUGUAUUGCCAAUCAUGACCAUCAUUGUAUUUAUUUAAAUAAUUGUAUUUCUUCUUACAAUAGGAUUCUUUUUAUUGCAUUAACUUUUAGUUUAGCGGUAACAGGAUCGAGUCUUAUUAUUAUACUUUACAUUAGCUUGCAAAAAACGAAUUACAAAGUAAAUUGGAGGCAAUUUGGAUUGUUUCUGCUUGCUCUCAAUUUAUGUUUCAACGGUGGACUUAUGUUGGUCCAUUCAAUUAUAAAACUUUUUAAAAAUCUAGUUAUUUAA